This is a messenger RNA of Linum tenue, 714 nucleotides long. NCBI's taxonomy places the organism in Eukaryota, Viridiplantae, Streptophyta, Magnoliopsida, Malpighiales, Linaceae. The record is from the annotation of a GenBank genome assembly.
AUGCUCAUGAUGAUGAACAAACAACAACAACAGAUUCCAGACUACUUCUACUCCGAAUUCCCCAUCUUACCCUCCGACAGCUUCCCCGCCGGUGCAACUCCCACCACCACCGCCGCCUACCCACAUUUCCUCCACCACCAUCACAGCAACGACCCCAACCACCCUUCCACCACCUUAUCCUUUUCCACCGACGACCAUCAAGCAGUCUCAUGGCGAGACCUCAUGACGACUGAAUCCGCCGCCGCCGCCGGCCUUCACAACGGGAUGCCGGCAGCGCAUAAGAAGGCGUCGAUGGCGGCGAUGAGGGAGAUGAUAUUCCGCAUCGCCGCCAUGCAGCCGGUCCACAUCGACCCGGAGGCCGUCAAGCCGCCGAAGCGGAGGAACGUGAGGAUAUCGAAGGACCCGCAGAGCGUGGCGGCGCGUCAGCGGCGGGAGAGGAUCAGCGAGAGGAUCAGGAUACUGCAGAGGCUGGUCCCCGGCGGGACGAAGAUGGACACGGCGUCGAUGCUGGACGAGGCCAUCCAUUACGUCAAGUUCCUGAAGAAUCAAGUGCAGUCGCUCGAGAGAGCUCGGCCGGCUGCGGCGGCGGCAGAGGGUGGUGGUGGUGGUGGGAUUGGGUUUCCGGUGGCCAUGGCUAGUGGGAGCUAUGUCGGUGUCGUGGGAAAAGGGUAUCAUCAGACGCAGCAAGAUAUUGAACACUAUGGGGAUGCUUAA